AUGGACCGCCUUGCAUGCAAUGUCAUCUAUGUUAAUCGCGUCGUUGCCGAGGAUAGAGUGCUUCGCGCUGCGUCAGACGCCAAUGAACCAGCCCACGAGAAUGCCCACUCGGAUUGGAAACGCGAUGAUGCCAAAGAGCUUGUGCAGCCACUGCUUGACACCUUUGGUGACGUACAUGUCUGUAGCACAGGCGCAUCUUGCCUUUCGACCUUGUUUCAACUUCAAGAUAGCUCUAUGACCAACACGACCCCAACACUGGUGUUACUAGAUACACCCUUUGAUGACCAAAUACAGGACCAAAAUACCCAAUCCAGGUCGUCGUCGCCUACACAUGGUCACGUUUCUCACUCUGUCGAGAUCCACACACCUAAUGAGGAGCUAUACGGCCUCGGUUUACUCCAAAAAAUCAUCACCGAAGCCCACCUGCGCAGCAUAUCCAAGCUCGUCGUCCCCGUGGCCGUCAUUAGCCACCCCGAAAUAGCCGUAUCCAACAGCGGCCAUCAAAUGACCGAUGGCGUCGCGGAAGCCGUUCAACCUCCGCAAGCAACUUUGGCUGCUAAUCGCCGGCUAAUGAGAACAUGUCUAGACCUCGGUGCCGUUGAUGUUCUUAUAAGCCCUCUAAACUCGAAAUGCAUAACUACUUUGGAGAUUUGUGCAUACAAGGCUCAUAGAGACGCCGCCAAGGAGCAGCAAGCACUUAUGGAGGUGGCUAAGGGCCGGAAGCGAUCCUGGGUUGGAGUGAAUGAGCAAAAGCCGUUCGCGUACUUGCGUGAGGCCAUGGUAUCCGGUCUUAUGAAGGGCAUAUGUCGCCUUGAUAGCAACGAUGGCCAAAUUUCCGGCGCCCACAUUGCUGUAUCUUCAAUACGUCAAGUCGAAAUUGCUGACGCGGUGGGACGGUGGCAUUUCUGCGCCCAUUCGUUUUCUGACGAUGAGUUGUUAGUCGCCGCCUUGGUCAUGUUCAAGCAUGCUCUGGCUACUCCUGAAUUGGAGCCUUGGCGAAUACCAGCAGACCAAUUGAUUAGCUACCUUGUUGCUUGCCGUGCAGCCUACAAUACUUUUGUCCCAUAUCACAAUUUCCGGCAUGUUGUAGAUGUCCUACAAGCUACUUUCAACUUCCUGGUACAUAUCGGCGCCCUCCCACCAUACCCAGGGGGACAACAACAAGGCGUGGCCCCAGAAAAGUCACCGAUUGCGGCGCUAUUGAGUCCAUUCGAAGCACUCACACUUCUUAUCACCGCCAUUGGUCACGAUGUGGGUCACCCCGGCGUCAAUAAUGGAUUCCUGGCUACAUUGAACGCCCCAUUGGCACAAUUGUAUAACGAUAGAUCAGUCUUGGAAUCAUUCCACUGCGCUGCUUACUCCCAAAUUCUUCGCCGGUACUGGCCGUCGGCGUUUGAAGACAGAAAGAUGCGCAGCCUCAUGAUUAGUUCCAUCUUGGCAACUGACAUGGGUUUGCACUUCGACUACAUGAAGAAACUCGGUGACGUUCAAGAACGAUUGCAGGAUAAUAAUAGCACCGACGGAUGGAAUGGUCGUCAACUUGAGGAUCAUAAAGCUCUCGCUUGCUCCCUGCUCAUCAAGUGUGCCGAUAUUAGCAAUGUGGCUCGACAUCACGAUACAGCCUUGAAAUGGAUGCACAUUCUGUCCGAGGAAUUUGCAAGGCAAGCCUCCAUGGAGGACGAACUAGACAUCAAGUCGUCGCUCAUGGCGCAGCCUAAGAAGGAUAUCUUGUCCUUAUCGAAUGCCCAGCUAGGGUUUAUGAACAUGUUUGCGAUCCCACUCUUCCAGGGUGUCGCCGAUAUUAUGCCAGCUAUGCGCUACACGGUGGACGAGCUCGAAAUUAAUAAGGGACUUUUCGAGCAAAAAGUGCAAGAGGAAAAGGCAAGGCAGUCACCAGAUGAACUCAGACUGCGUCGAGGCAUACGCGAGGGUACUUUUUCGCCCCGAACCAGGAGUUAUGCGGGCGACAGCGAUACUCAAGACAGCCAAACAACAGCAAGAGCCGAAGCAACAAAGAAUACGACGGAUGGGACAGCGGAAGAGAAGAGCGACUCUCCACAGGUUGUAGCCGAUGUUGGGCUAAGGGACGAACAGCAAGGCCCCACGGCACUCGACGUGCCAGCCGAUAUCGCUGAUGCGGUACCGCACGGUGCGGCCGCACCCCGGCAAGACCUCAACGGAACCAAGUCUGCCUUUGACGCUGUGCGAGAACUCGCUGAUAGUGACCCGUUUAACUGCCGGUCACGAGGUGACAGCGGCACAGAGAGCAAGACUUCACAAUUUGUUCGACAGCGAUGUAGUGAAACCACUGAGGGCAGUGCUUCGGGUGCCUUUGCCGGUGACUGGCAAUCCCAGGCCACAACGGCGACAACUGGGAAGAUGGCUCUCUCUCCGAGCACCCAGGGCACCAGCAUCGUGAGUAACGAGUCUAUGGAGCGAACGCUGAGUGCUACCGGCAUGAAUGUUUCGCCUCCAAGCACCUCGAGUCACGGGUCGCCAGGGACAGUGCUCCGGGAUACUGGGACUGGGACUACGGAAGACGAGUUGAGCCAUGGCGGCAGUAUCGGCAAGGCAGAGGGGAAAUCUCUACGAAAGAAAACAAGCCGAUUUAGGAUGAAGGACUUUCCUUUUUUUAGGAGAAACAAAGCAUCGAGCCCGCCCCUUCCAGCGUCAGACACAACAAGUUGA
Messenger RNA from Pochonia chlamydosporia 170, 2688 nucleotides. Its product is annotated as 3',5'-cyclic-nucleotide phosphodiesterase regA. NCBI's taxonomy places the organism in Eukaryota, Fungi, Ascomycota, Sordariomycetes, Hypocreales, Clavicipitaceae. Gene Ontology annotation, biological process: signal transduction. The record is from RefSeq and is a predicted model, not a curated record. The transcript is spliced from 4 exons. Gene Ontology annotation, molecular function: 3',5'-cyclic-nucleotide phosphodiesterase activity. Bases 1 to 2688 code for a protein of 895 amino acids.